Messenger RNA from Arabidopsis arenosa, 2732 nucleotides. The record is from the annotation of a GenBank genome assembly. NCBI's taxonomy places the organism in Eukaryota, Viridiplantae, Streptophyta, Magnoliopsida, Brassicales, Brassicaceae.
GAGAUAGUGAGAGAGAGAGAGAGGCAGCUUACGGCGGAUAAAAAUGAGCAGCAAGGUCGGCGUCGUCGGCGGCGGAGCGAGGAAAGCCAAUAAUGGAAUUCACGAUAUUCCGUCAGGGUCUAGAAAAAUAGUACAAAGCUUGAAGGAAAUUGUAAACUCUCCUGAGGCUGAGAUCUAUGCUAUGCUUAAAGAGUGCAAUAUGGAUCCUAACGAAACCGUUAAUCGCCUCCUCUCUCAAGAUCCAUUUCAUGAGGUAAAGAGCAAGAAAGAAAAGAAGAAAGAGACUAGGGAUAUAUCGGAUUCCCGGCCGCGUGGUGCUAAUAACUCGUACAACCGUGGUGCUAGAGGUGGUUCUGAUCGUUAUCCCGGACGAAGUGGAUCUACCCAUUUCAGCUCUACUGAUUCUGGAAACUUCCAGGGAAAAUCUACAAACAAGAAAGAAAGUGGAACGCAGGGUUAUACAAGUUCUUGGUCUUCUGCUUCUGGAGUGGCGAACACCUAUCAAACACCACACAGUGAACCCGUUGCUACAGAAAAUAAAUUGCCUUCUGUUCCCUCGGGAGAUGGAAUAUCAUCAUCACAGUCAGCUUCUGGACAUCAAACUGCAUGGUUUGGAGCUCCAGGCCAAAGGUCCAUGGCUGAGAUUGUGAAGAUGGGUAUACCACAGAACAAGACAACGAAGCAAAAUGUCAAUAUGCGUCCUGAGAUAAAUCAUGAGCACGAAGUUAGUGCAAAUCAGCAGGUCCCUGUUAGAGAUGAAUGGCCGUCGAUUGAGAAGCCACUGGCUCCUAGUACAUCUUCUGUACCAGUAGCACCAGCAGAAUCAGAAGUAUGCAAUGGUCCAGCUGAUUUCCAAUCCGAUAGAGGAGAUCAAUAUCUGAAGGACCGGUUAGAAAAUAUACAUAUAGCAGAAAAUGGCCCGUCUGAAAGUCGUGGAGUUGAUCAUGUGCAAGCCGACUCUGUUCAAGAAGAUGAAUCUGGAGUUUCGUCUGAAAUUGAUGAUAAUCCAUAUCAGACACAGAACCAUCCAGUAGAGCACCACAAAGAUGAAGAUGAUGUUUCAUCUGGUUCAGCCAGUUUUCAACAACUAGAUAGUCAUGAUCAAGAUGUCUCACAUGAAGAGUAUAGACCUGCUGUUGUAAUUCCAAACCAUUUGCUAAUUAAUACAGAAGAAUGCUCGCAAUUAAGUUUUGGAAGCUUUGGAGGUUUUGGAUCAAGGCCUUUGAGCAACAACGUAGUAGAGACUUCUGAUGUAGAUCCACAGAUUGAACAUUCAGAUGCAAGAAAUACUGAGUUUUAUGGAGAUGAACAUCUUGGAAGUACAACCAAUGGAAAUAUGGUCCACGCACCUGCUACUGGAAAUUAUGAUGAUUCUUUAGAAUCGAGGCGAGAGGUGUUGAAGCAAGAAAACUCUGAGGGCGAUCAGGAGCACCAGUACACAUUUUCCCAGUCUGAGCAAGGUUAUGUGUAUGAAAAUGCUAAGCAGCAGGAGAUGAAUACUGCAUAUGAUGCUUCACACACAAAUGCACAGAAUCAGAUGCAUAAUCUUGCUUCAUUAUCAAAUGUGAUGGGGUAUUCACACUCAGUUCCCAACACUUUAUUGGCACAAACAGCACAAAAUGCGAGGGAACUUGACUUCCAGUUUUUACCUUUCUCAGCUCAACAGUCUAUGCAAUCAAAAACUAGCAACAAUGCCUCAUCACUUGGUGGCCAAAGCAUUUCAAUGCCAGAGGCGCUCCGAGGCAGUGGAAUUUCGGCAACACAGCCAACCCAGCAAACAUUACCUGGUGCUAAUAUCGCUACUGGACCUGCUCUUCCUCAGCAGCUUCCAAUGCAUUACUCUCAACCCACAUUGCCUCUAACACACUAUGCAAACAUGAUCGGUUAUCCUCUAAUGCCUCAGAAUUAUCCAUACAUGCCAUCUGCUUUCCAGCAAACAUUUGCUGGUAACAACGCAUACCACCAGCAACUAGCUGCAUUGCUUCCGCAGUAUAAAACGAAUGUUUCUCCCGGUAAUUUGCCUCAGUCUGCAACAGCGCCUGCCUCUGCUUAUGGAUUUGGAAACUCGACCAAUGUUGGAUCUGCCGGAAACUUCCCUCUUAACCAACAGUCUGCUCCUACUGGUACAACGCUUGGAUAUGAAGAUGUUCUUAGUUCUCAAUACAAAGAGAAUCAUCUGUUGGCACUUCAGCAGCAGCAACAACAGCAGCAGCAACAGCAACAGAACGAAAACUCGGCGAUGUGGCAUCAUGGUCAUGGUUCCAGAACCAUGUCAGGUGUCCCGACUAACACGUAUUACAACCUCCAAGCACAACAACAACUACAACAACAGCAACAACAACAGGCUCAGCAAGCUGCGGGAGGGUAUCGCCAAGCUCAGCAACAACAGCAUUACGGAUCUCAUGGCUACCCAAAUUAUUAUCAGUCCCAAACGGAAAUGUCACUGGAGCGCCAGCAGCAAAACCAUAGGGAUGGUGGUUCUGGGUCUCAGGCUGGUCAACCGUCGAAUCAAACCCAGCAGCAGCUCUGGCAAAAUUACUAAAUAAAGAAAGAGAGUGGUUUUUUUUCAGCUUCUUUCUUUCUGGUUAUAGAGGUUUGUGUGGGCGAGUCUGAAGAAGAACUAUGGAUCUGCUUUAAAUGUAACUUAUCAUCAUCUUUUCUCUCCUCUGUUAACUUAGGGAACACCCAACUCUGAUUUCAUCAAUGCAUCUUAAGAAAUGAAACCUUUUUUU